UGAAAUUCCUCAGCCCAGGGUCCAGGGCGUUCUGCUCUUGAUCAGUACCUUUUGCUACUGCAACAUGGGCUACUGAGAUCUCGAAACUUGGCCUUAUUCAUCCUGCGCAGUUUCGCCAAUUGUGCUCCGGAACGACAAUGAGCUUCCGCGCGCAGCAGACGUCCUUGCUCUCCUUCUUCAAAGGGCAGGGAAAAGCAAUGACGGCGCAGAAGAGUUGCAUGCCUGCAACACUAAAAUCCAUGCCAGAAGCAGAGAAGAAGGGCUCUGGACACGACUGCAGCAAGCAACCUCCCACUCUCUGUGACAAGCAGCCAAGCACUGAGACUCAAGCUCCCUUUCAAAAAGAUACAUGUAGUCCAGGCUGUGAGGAGAUCCAACUUCAUGGUAGACUGCGCAUAGAAAAUGACGCUGGUGAGGUUGCACCAGCAAAUUGGCAUCAGGUUGAUGUCCAGAUCAGCGGUGCUCCGGCCCUGCCUCUAGCCAUGGAGCUUGGUCAUGGAUUGAAUCAUUGCCAAGAAAAGAUUCCUCAUGAGAUGGACCCCAAUAAAGUGCCUGAAAAACAGAAAGCGGCGGAGGCAAAGGAGCUCAGCAUUCAGGGCGCCAAACGAAAGCGGGUCGUGGUGCCAGGGCCGUCCCAGGAGCUUGAAACGGACUUGGAGCGCCACAGAGCCGAAAAGAUCCGAAAAAACGAGGAGUUCCUGGCAUCUCUAGGGAUUGAGUCCAACUUUCUUGCGUCAAAGAAGGCGCAGACUGGGGCAAAAGUGAAGCAGGCAAGAAAAGUGGCCCCUCCGGUGCAGAUGCCCGUCCGGAGAAGCACGCGGGCACGGGGGUUGGUGGCGGAUAGCGAUUCGGGUCUGGUGAUGUCAUCGCCGACGGCACCAAGGGUUGAGCCGGAAGAAGAGUUGGAACCGCUACACUACGACGAUUCGAGCGUAAGAAAGUACACGUGCAGAACGCAGUGGGAAGGGGCUACUGAAAAAUGCAGUGACUUGGGGGUUCAAGCGUUUGAUUCUCUCCAGCCAACAGGUGUUAGUUACUGUGACCCUUUAAUGACCAGAGUCUAUGCGUUAGUUGCGAGAGAGGGUUGCGGAGGAAGGUUACUGGCGGCAGGGGGGCACGCCGGUCGCUUGGCUGUGUUUGGUCUAAGAGAAGCCGCUGAGCUGGCGGCAAGUGACUGUGCAAGGGUUGAUACACGGGGAGAUGGUGACAUGGAGACUGCGCAUGGGGCAGCAGAGGAACCGCUUUUGGCGUGGAAGGGAGGGAACGGGUGGAUCUCAGCGGUGCAGUUCCUGACGCGGCAGCAGCAGGAGGGGGCCACUCUCCUGCUGACGAGCAGCAAUGAUCGGAGCGUGGUGCUUUGGGACAUUGACAAGACCUCAAACUCCACUGGAACUCCCCGCAUCGUGGCCGAGACCUCCAGCAUCCACAACAACGGCAUCUUUGGGAUGCACGAACUGGGUGGCAAAAUAGCCACCGCGUCAAAGGACAAGACGGUGGGCAUCACAGUGGUGACGGAAGCAGGCCUCGAGCCGGUGACAGUCCUCAGUGGGCAUCACUCUGCAGCAGUCAGGGCGAUUCACUUCAGGGACUCUCACCACCUGGCAGACGGCAGCGCGGACUGCAGCGUCGCCGUCUCCGACCUCCGCCUGGCAGACCCCGGCUCGCUCUGCAUCGAGAACGCGCACAACUCCGCGAUCAACGUCGUGCAGUGGCACCCGACCAACGAGCACCUGCUGAUGUCAGCGAGCCACGACCGGGGGAUCUGCCUGCACGACAUCCGCGCCACGCAGCAGCCCCUGUUCACAUUCGUGGGGCACCUCGGACCGACGCUAGCGCGGUCGAAGAGCAUUUACCGACCGUCAUUUCUAGGGGCGGGGAGGUAUCUCGCGUCGCCUGGGGAAGGAUCCCAGGCGAUCAGUCUGUAUGACGUGGCAUCGGGGAAGACGGUGAGCCGCGGGUGCCUGGGGUUUGAUGCCACCAUGACGAUGGCGGGUAAGAUGGGGCGGGACUUAUGGGUUGCGGCGCAGGGGGGACUUGUGCGGAAGUAUAAGGCGUCGUUGUCAGCUGCGGCCAUAUGAGGGAGACACAAGAGUUGCCAGCUUUGGAAGUUCUUCCUCCGCUUUCCACUUGACUCAUGUCCGGUACUUACAGGAUGACCAACAAGGCAAACUCAGGUUGCAUUCAAUGUGAAUGCGCAUCGACGACUGAUCAAGGUUAGGCGGAUGGCCGGCUACUUACACUUCCC
Molecule: messenger RNA, 2245 nt
Organism: Klebsormidium nitens
Lineage: Eukaryota; Viridiplantae; Streptophyta; Klebsormidiophyceae; Klebsormidiales; Klebsormidiaceae
Source: the annotation of a GenBank genome assembly